AACUGUCAGUGUUCUCUCCAUAUAACUCCCAGCUAUGACCUGCAUAAUGGAGCGGAAUUAUCUGUCCAAGUAAAACACCCGGCACUGACAUCUCCGGACCUCGGUACGCAGGACACUCAACGUCAUCGGAGUCCCUCCCAAGUUGUUGUCCAUCAUGUGCCCAGAACGUGUCAUCCAUGAGGAGCAGCUGACACUGACCUGUCCAAUCAAUGGCUUCAAACCACGAGCUUUGUCCAUCACCUGGCUGAAGAGGGACAAGGACAACCGAAGACACUGAUCUGGUGACAUGGAAUGCUGGGAGUGACACCACUCACACGGAGAGAUAUUCACACUUUCUAAAGGAACAUGAACAUGACGAUAACUCCUACAGCUUUAUCAGUGCUCUGACCAUGAAACCAACGGUGACAGAAGAUGACGGAGCGACGUAUAUCUGUAGAACCUUCCACCCUGCUACACAUCACCAGGAGGAAAGGGAGCAGAUCCUCAAUGUGACCGCGGUUCCCUCCCUGGACUCCAUAGUGAAGGGUCAGGACAAUGUCUGUGUCGGUGAGAAGUUGGAUCUGCGCUGUAAGAUUCAUUCCUUUUUACCCGCCGAACAUACAAGUCACAUGGUACACGGAAGAUGACGUCAUGUUACCAUCAUACACCACUGACCCCCUCCCAGGCAAUGAGGGACUCUAUCAUACCUCCAGCACUUGUAGUUACACGGUAACAGUGAAGGAUCUAGGGAAGGAUUUCCGAUGUCGGGUUCAGCAUGUCAGCCUAUCGAGACCGACACACGUGACCUGGACCCUGAGAGAGAUAUUAUCUCCGCCCACUCUGGGGGACAUCCAGUGUGUCCCUGCACAGCCCCAGCCUGGACAGCCGGUGACCUUUUCCUGUAUGAUCAGUGACAUGUAUCCCGGGGAACCUGGCAUUCAGUGGACAUGGAGUGCAAAGGAAUUGUCUGAGCCGGACUGGACAGAGAACGUCCAGCAAAACCCGGAAUCCAAGAUGUUCUUCGGAACCACAGAGCUGACACUCAUUCCGGACACUAAACAUCAUCUCUCUGAAAUCAGUCUGGACGUCAGACAUCACACAAAACGUUUUACAAAGAAGACAUUAAUCAAUUUUAAAGGUCUCUAUGUGCUCAGUGAGAUCUCCAGUGACCCCCGUAUACCGGAUUAUGGACGUCCUGUGACCAUGCGCUGUGAUGUGGCUGGCUGUGAUCCCGGACACACCCCUGAGGUCACCUGGUCAGAGAGAGGAAGAGAACUGGGGAAACACCAGCAGAGAGUGACCCGAGGCAGCGGAGACGUUCUGUCCUGUUCUCUGACGAUCACACCUACAGCUCAGGAUUAUGGGAAGGUCUAUACCUGCAGUGUGACACAAAGGGGCAUGCAGCCUAUCACAAAAGACAGUGUCUUGAGCCUUCCAGAGAGACCGCCCACAUUAUCGGACAUUAUCGUCCAUCCAAUGAGAGUGGCAGCCAAUCAGAAAGCCUCAUUCAAGGUAACAAUAUCCGGAUUCUCCCCCCGAGACCUACAAAUAAAAUGGUUUAAGGAGUUCAGCACCUUCCCCCAAUCUGAGGUGACAAUAUUGGAUCCAGAGAUCGGAUCGGACGGUCUGUAUAAAUCUUCCAGCACGCUGACCUUCACCCCGAAGAUGACCGAUGAUAAAACGUCCAUCCGGUGUGAGGUGACACACAGUCAGUCCAAGAUGGUCCGAGAGAAGAGAUAUACUCUGCACCUGACAGGUGAGAUCCCCGUGUAUCCUUCAUAUGACCGAAGAAGAAGUUCCAUAUACGGGAGAUUAAAUGUGUGACGGAGCGCCCCCGGGUGGGGGAGGAGGUCACUCUUGUAGCAUACAUUGAAGAGUGUCAGGCGGACAGUGCGGAGUUCUCCUGGUAUACAGGAAUGUAUUCUAUUGAUGGAGAAAUAGAGAACAGACAGGACGGCACCAACUGUACAUCCACCGUCACCUUCACACCGGAGGAAUCAGACUGUCCAAUCAAAUUGGAGGUGUUUUAUAAUUAUCAGACUGUAGAGGGAUCCUUGAGACUGCCACUGGUGUGA
Staurois parvus is the source of this 2054-nucleotide messenger RNA. The record is from the annotation of a GenBank genome assembly. NCBI's taxonomy places the organism in Eukaryota, Metazoa, Chordata, Amphibia, Anura, Ranidae.